Aspergillus udagawae is the source of this 315-nucleotide messenger RNA. RefSeq lists its product as uncharacterized. The transcript has 3 exons. NCBI's taxonomy places the organism in Eukaryota, Fungi, Ascomycota, Eurotiomycetes, Eurotiales, Aspergillaceae. The coding region runs from base 1 to 315 and encodes 104 amino acids. The record is from RefSeq and is a predicted model, not a curated record.
AUGCCGUCUCCCCGAAAGGAAAAAGCUACAGCCCUCUCCUCUUACAUCGGCUUUCCCGAGCACCUGAUGCAAAAGGCCGGAUUCUACAAGCAUCCCUUUUUAUUCCUCGUAUCUGUUGCCGUAUUCCACUUGAUCUACUACCGGACCUGCCAGCUCGACUUGGACUUGGCUACCCAGAGCAGAGUUCUCGCUGCGAUCGUUACGGCCAUUGAUCGGACUUAUAUACUCUGCAUUGUGGCUGGUGCAAUCGCCCUGCUUGCGACAUUUGGUAUGACAUGGGAGCGGUUGUUCAUCAACGCUACGGCUGCUGCAUGA